Molecule: messenger RNA, 951 nt
Organism: Lachancea fermentati
Lineage: Eukaryota; Fungi; Ascomycota; Saccharomycetes; Saccharomycetales; Saccharomycetaceae
Source: the annotation of a GenBank genome assembly
AUGUUGAGAUUCACCUCCAGGAGAUGCCUAUCUUCUUUCCAAGUUGCUGAUGAGAAGCUUGGAGAGCUUUACAAGUAUCAUGCCACCAGUGCAGCUCUUAAACCUUUGAUAUACCGGCCCAAGAAUGCGAAUAUUUUACUUGCCAAGGACCUUAAAGAUCCUGAAACAAAUGCGCCAUUAAAACCUAGGCCACCCUUGAAGCCAUUGAGCAGAUCUGUUUUGAACACAUAUAUUUGGAAAUCCCAGGAUGCGACUCAAUUAAUUAGUUUGCUCAAGAAAUGGACAUCUAUUACCACCAGAAAGCGUGGUUUGUGGGGCUUUUUCACUGCAGACCAUGUGCAAAACAUUUUGAUAGCAUCCAUGUUUAAGCUUGGGAAAUUUUCUUACUUUGUGAAGGAACUCUACGACUUGAAACCUCGGUUCAUCGAAGCAAAGAACGACGGUAUUUACGAUGUAGAACAUUUCUUCAACAGCAUGGUAAUGUGCCAAAUACACAGAAAUGCCCUCGGGAACUUCCAAGAUGCUGCAAUCGCUAAUAAAAAGCUAAUUAACGCUUGGAAUCAUGUGAGCGUGCGGGAGAACAAGUCUGGCUUAGCUAAUCUGCUUGUCAAGGCGCUGCAGAAGCAGCAGGGUAUAGACAACGUUCAGUUGGAGGGUUUUCCUUCUGCCGAUUUGCAACUCCCACCUCUAGUGGAGGAGGCUAGGAGUCAAGGUAAAUUGGCAGCAUAUUUAUCCAAAAAUCGUUUCACAUAUCUGAUGGCAAGAACCGUACUCGAGUUUGGUGAGUCAAAUUCUGAAAUACUUGCUUUUGUUGAAAAGUACAAGUCUAUCAGUUCGAAAUUACAACGACCAGAUGUUUACGAGGAAUAUGUCUCUAAUGCCAAACAGUUGCUCAAUAAGCCAAUCGCUUCAGCGAACGUGGAACCUCAUCCGGAAGCCGAGAGCAGCUGA